ACAGAUUUAAUCGCAAUCAUUGACGUUUCAAUUAAAAAACCAAAACUGCCAUUUACGAUUUAUUUCCCAAAAUUGUCUAUAAUUUUUUCACUUAAAAUAUAACUUAAGUAGUGAAGCUAUGGGUGAAGUGUCUUUAGAAACAUCGGCUUACGCCAAAAUUAUACUACACGCUGCAAAGUACCCACAUUGUGCUGUGAACGGGGUACUCCUUGCGGACGGGUCCAAAGUAAAAUCUGGGAAUAAAAAUCAGGAGCUGGAUAUCGUGGAUUCCAUACCAUUGUUCCACCAUAGCCAUUACGUGUCCCCUAUGGCGGAAAUUGCUUUGACUCAGAUAGAAUUACAGGCACAGUCAGAUAAUAGAGUGAUAGCAGGUUACUAUGCAGCCUGUGAGAACUUCAGAGACAAUACAGUGGAGAAAUGCCCAGGGCAGAAGAUUGCUGAAAAGAUAGUUGAAUAUUUCCCUUCUGCUGUGUUCAUAGUGGUGGACAAUAAGAGGAUGGUACAGCACCUCGACACUCCAGCCAUCAAGAUACAUAAGUAUAGCGAAGGAAAAUGGAAGCCCAAAGAUGCUAACAAGGUGCUAUUCCAGACUCCAUACGUACUUGAGACAGUGUCUCAUUUACUGCAAAGGCGGGUUCAAAAGGACCUGGUAGACUUUGACAACUACCUGGAUGACUCCACACAAGAUUGGUCUAACUUAGGCAUUGAGAAACUCAUUGCUAGUAUAAAUGCUUCGAAUACCAUUGAGAAGGAGAAAGAUUCUGAAUAAAGUACCAAUCUCUGGGCAUUACCCAGAAGACCUAUACUUCGGGAUUUAAAAAACUCUUAUUUUCAAACAGUUUGUAAGAUGAACAAAUACAGGGGGUUUUUGAUCAUCUUAUAAUCUGUUUGCAAUACUAUUAAAAUACUUAGUAUAACAUUAGAAUAGUUUGCAGUGUUCUCACACUCAAACACACAAAACUCUGAUGACUAUUCCGAAGGGGAAGUCAAUUUAACUGAUAAUAAUUCAAAAGAUAAUUUUUCAUCAACCACCUUUCUGGGACUGCAAGAGAUUUUUAUACUUCUGCCACAUAAGGUGAGCUUACAUUUACUUUAAAUGGCAGUUUAACUAGACAAAUGAGAAUUUGAAUGGGUUAUGCAAUUAUCACAUUUAAUUAAGUUUGAUUAUAUUUUGGUGGUUUAAUCUGUUUUUAAGUAUGGAGAAGGAUUCCAAAAUUUUCCUAUACUAUAUUAUUUAAGUAUGGUUUCAAUGAAAUAUAUUUUCACUUCGCGAAGAUCGCCUAUUAGUAAAUUUUUUUUACGUACAUACAAAAUAACAGGUUGAUUUAUUUGUUUUUGAAAACGCGAUACUUUUAUCGUGUUGCCCUUUUUUUCGAAUAUGACCAGAGCUUCUUCAGGGGUUUCUGACGCAUCAAAUUAUACAAUUUUAUUUUAUUUUCAUAUUCUUUAUUUAGUGUUCCUUUUUAAAUAAUGAUUGCUGGUGUAAGGCGAAGUUUUAAGAUUCCAUUGAAGGCGUAUAUAAAUCUAUGAAUACGAAUUGUAAGAGAAAAUGUUAUUAAUAUUAUUUUAACCUAAUUUAU
Messenger RNA from Pararge aegeria (speckled wood butterfly), 1580 nucleotides. It is a transcript of the gene EMC8-9, whose product is annotated as ER membrane protein complex subunit 8/9 homolog. The transcript is spliced from 4 exons. NCBI's taxonomy places the organism in Eukaryota, Metazoa, Arthropoda, Insecta, Lepidoptera, Nymphalidae. Gene Ontology annotation, cellular component: EMC complex. Bases 119 to 769 code for a protein of 216 amino acids. The record is from RefSeq and is a predicted model, not a curated record.